Messenger RNA from Durio zibethinus, 1699 nucleotides. NCBI's taxonomy places the organism in Eukaryota, Viridiplantae, Streptophyta, Magnoliopsida, Malvales, Malvaceae. The record is from RefSeq and is a predicted model, not a curated record.
AUGAUUUUUUCCUCCUUAGCACUCCAUGGACUGGAGCUCCAGCUGCAAGUCGGCAGCUUGAUUCACACUGGGGAAGCAAUCGUCACUGGCGCUGGAAGGGAGGGCUCGGCUUGCGGAGCCAUCGACGCGGCGAUAGACCCUCGGGUGAGACUAAUGUACAUGGCUAACGAGGGGGAUUUGGAAGGGAUUAACGAGCUGUUGGACUCUGGUACCAAUGUCAACUUCAAAGAUACCGGCGGUCGCACUGCUCUCCACGUCGCCGCUUGCCAGGGCCUUACCGACGUCUUUCAGUUACUCCUUGAUUUCGGCGCCGAUGUCGGCCCCAGAGAUCGCUGGGGCAGCACUCUACUGGCAGAUGUGGUUUACUAUAAGAACCAAGACGUGAUCAAGCUUUUGGAGAAGCAUGGUGCAAAGCCUCCGAUAAUUCCGAUGCAUGUUCAAAAUUCUCGUAAAGUGCCAGAGUAUGAGAUUGAUCCUAGUGAGCUUGAUUUUUCUGACAGUGUCAAUAUCACAAAGAGGACAUUUCGCGUAGCAUCUUGGCGGGGCGUUAAAGUUGCUGUUAAAACACUUGGAGAGGAAGUUUUUACUGAUGAGGACAAAGUAAAGGCAUUCAGGGAUGAGCUUGCAUUGCUUCAGAAGAUACACCAUCCAAAUGUUGUCCAAUUUUUGGGUGCUGUAACCCAAAGCAGUCCCAUGAUAAUUGUUACAGAAUACUUAUCUAAGGGAGAUCUUGGAGCAUAUUUGAAGAAAAAAGGAGCAUUAAAGCGAACUCUUGCUGUUAAGUUUGCACUUGAUAUUGCUAGGGGAAUGAAUUAUUUGCUUGAGCAUAAACCUGAAGCAAUAAUUCAUCGGCAUCUUGAGCCUUCGUACGUCUUCCUCUUAAAUAUGCAUGUUUGUUACCUUAAUUUUUCUCAUAACUUUUUGGGCUUGGAACAUGCAUUUAUUAAUCCCUAAAUGGGUAAAAUUACUGAAAGCUUGUUAAUAUUUUAUAAGUAAGAUAACAGAAAUAUACUGCAGGAUGAUUCUGGGCAUCUGAAAGUUGCAGAUUUGGAGUCAGCAAACUGCUCAAUUUUACAAAAACAGUUAAAGAAGACAGACCUGUGACAUCUCAAGAGACUAAUAAGUUUUCUACAUUAGGCAAAAUUCUGUAUCCUACAUUAUCAUCUAUCUGUACUAGAUGGGGUUGCUUGUGAAUUACUGGACUAACCAUUCGUUAUGUCGUUUGUUGAGAGAGUUGGAGGUGGGCUGUGAAGCAUGGACACGCUCGAGCUCCCCUCGUACCUAUAUCUGACAUGGAUAUGCUGCCGACACAUUGGAAUAUGUAUGGGACGUGGGGCAUGGCAAAAAAUAAAAAAAGUUUGGAAGUGGUCAAGACAUGGUGAUGGAUACAUCGGGACAUGGUAGAGGAAGGAAAUAGGAGGUGGUGCUAGGUGUUUUAGGUGGCGGAAAACAGUAAAAAAGGAUGGAGGUGCAAAAAUUUUUUCCCCCUUUUUUUGUAGAUCUAGACUUUUUUAGCUAUUUUUGGGAAACCUAGCUAGUUAGUAAGAAAGUGGAGGUUGAGGGGAAUUUUAUGUGAUUUUUUUGGAAAAAAAAAAGCCAUUGGUGAAUGAUGGCUGGUGUGGCGGCUACCACUGGAAUUUGGGUUGGUGGGGUGGCUGGAGGGAGAGUGUUUAGAGAGAAGAGGAUGAGAGAGCAGAGA